Peromyscus eremicus (cactus mouse) is the source of this 1979-nucleotide messenger RNA. RefSeq names its product tripartite motif containing 25 (gene Trim25). Gene Ontology annotation, molecular function: protein binding. The record is from RefSeq and is a predicted model, not a curated record. NCBI's taxonomy places the organism in Eukaryota, Metazoa, Chordata, Mammalia, Rodentia, Cricetidae.
CACCGCGCGCGCGGUGGUGUCGGCUGCUGUCCCCGCGCGUCCCGUCGGGUGCCCCCAGGAGCGCGAUGGCCGAGCUCUUUCCUCUGGCCGAAGAGCUGUCGUGCUCCAUCUGCCUGGAGCCCUUCAAGGAACCCGUCACCACCCCGUGCGGCCACAACUUCUGCAGGUCGUGCCUGGAUGAGACGUGGGUCGUCCAGGGCCCGCCGUACCGGUGCCCGCAGUGCCGCACGGUGUACCAGGUGCGCCCGCAGCUGCACAAGAACACGGUGCUGUGCGCAGUGGUGGAGCAGUUCCUGCAAGCCGAGCAGGCACGGACGCCCGUGGACGACUGGAUCCCCCCUGCCCGCUCCGCCACUUCCAGCUCAGCCACCCAGGUGGCCUGUGACCACUGCCUGAAGGAGGUCGCGGUGAAGACGUGCCUCGUGUGCAUGGCCUCUUUCUGCCAGGAGCACCUGAGACCGCACUUCGACAGUCCCGCCUUUCAGGACCACUCCCUGCAGCCACCCGUCCGCGACCUGCUGCGCCGCAAAUGCCCCCAGCACAACCGUCUUCGGGAAUUGUUUUGCCCCGAGCACGGCGAGUGCAUCUGCCAUGUAUGCCUGGUAGAGCACAAGACCUGCUCCCCUACACCCCUAAGCCAGGCCAGCGUCGACCUGGAGAGCAAACUGAGGCAUAAGCUCACCAUCAUGUAUAGUCACAUCAGCGGGGCAUCCAAGGCGCUGGAGGAUGUGAGAGUCAAGCAGCAGAGUGUGCAGGACGCUAUGAACAGGAAGAUGGAACAGCUGAGACUAGAGUAUAUGGAGAUGAAAGCUGUCAUUGACUCGGCGGAGACCAGCUCCACAUGCAAGCUGAAGGAGGAAGAGAAGAGGGUCUUCGGAAAGCUGGAGACCAUCUACCAGGUUCUCGUCAAGAAGAGGAAUGAGAUGCAGAAACUGAAGGCGGAGGUGGAACUCACCUUGGCCAAAGCGGACGAAUUUGAGUUUCUGGAGAAAGCUGCAAAAUUGCAAGGGACGUCAACAAAACCAGUCUACAUCCCCAAGGUAGACACAGACCACGAGUUGAUAAAGGGGGUCUACCAGAGCGCGCUGGACCUCAAGGGUGAGCUGAGGCGCUCCCUCAAGCAGCUACAGAAGAAGGUUGAGGAGUCCCCUGGCUCAGGUGACCUGGGAGAUCAGGGUACAGAGUCCACACCCAAGGCCACACGCCCUUCGAAGAAGACCCCACAGGAAAAGAAGACCAAGAAAGCCUCUGCUGCUCCUGGCCCCAGCCAAAGCUCUUCCCCAUCCAGCAAGUUUCCCACCUUUGGAGCUCCUGGAGAGUCAAUGGACUUUAAAACAACUGUCCCUGAGGCCACACCCAAAACCAACACCCCACAGCCAAACUCUGCUGCACUCAAAAAUAAGGUCCUAGAAAACUUCUUAGCCAAGUCCAGAGCUGAGCUUAUGGAGUAUUUCGUUAAAGUUGUCUUCGACUACAAUACUGCCCACAACAAAGUGGUCCUUUCCGACAACUACACCACCGCUUCUGUGGCUGACGGGCUCCAGCACUACCGGUCACAUCCCCAGAGGUUCACCUACUGCUCUCAGGUUCUGGGGCUGCACUGCUAUAAAAAAGGCAUUCACUACUGGGAGGUGGAGCUGCAGAAGAACAACUUCUGUGGCGUAGGCAUCUGCUAUGGCAGCAUGGAGCGGCAGGGCCCCGAGAGUCGGCUGGGCCGGAACGCCAACUCAUGGUGUGUAGAAUGGUUUAACAACAAGAUCUCUGCCUGGCACAACAACGUGGAGAAAACUCUGCCCCACACCAAGACCACGCGAGUCGGUGUACUUCUCAACUGUGACCACGGCUUCGUCAUUUUCUUUGCUGUCACAGAAAAGGUCUAUCUGAUGUACAAGUUCAAGGUGGACUUUACUGAAGCCCUGUACCCAGCCUUCUGGGUGUUCUCUGCGGGUACCACGCUUUCCAUCUGCUCCUCCAAGUAG